AUGAGUCAUUUUGAAGCAGCAGACAAAAUUGCACCUCAUCAUCACGUGAACUUAACACACUGCUAUGGCUCUUUUUCGGUUGUUAUUAUUGUUGUUAUUGUUGCUGUUGUUGUUGUUGUUGCUGUUAUUAUUGUUGUUGUUGUUGCUGUUAUUAUUGCUGUUGUUGUUGCUGUUGUUGUUGUUGUUGUUGUUGUUGUUGUUGUUGUUGUUGUUGCUGUUGUUGUUGUUGUUGUUGCUGUUGUUGCUGCUGUUGUUGUGUUAUUUACGGAAAUUAUCCCUUGCUAG
Cercopithifilaria johnstoni is the source of this 285-nucleotide messenger RNA. NCBI's taxonomy places the organism in Eukaryota, Metazoa, Nematoda, Chromadorea, Rhabditida, Onchocercidae. The record is from the annotation of a GenBank genome assembly.